Molecule: messenger RNA, 978 nt
Organism: Babesia microti strain RI
Lineage: Eukaryota; Apicomplexa; Aconoidasida; Piroplasmida; Babesiidae
Product: conserved Plasmodium protein, unknown function
Exons: 4
Coding region: 1-978 (325 amino acids)
Source: RefSeq, a predicted model, not a curated record
AUGAAAGCCGCCUGGUCACGCAUAAACAAGGCUGUAAACGGUAUGAAUACCAUCUCUUCUCUGUUGUAUAAUGAGGAGGAUGGAACUAAUGAAGGGGUGGAUCCAGAGGAGAAAAUUGUAGAUUACACAAAUUCACUAUUAGCAAAAUAUACCACAUUCAAAGUACCAAAAAUGCUUUUAUAUCGCAUUAAUACAUUAAGUGCCAUAGCUAAUGAACUAAAUGAGUCUUUAAUCAAGUUAAAAGACGGAUUUCUUUCUAAUUUAGAUGCAGAACCUAGCUUGAGGGGUAAUGAAUGGAAAUCCAUUGAUGUUGAAAUUCAGCACAUUUCGAGCGAAAUAUUGAUCGAACAAACAGAUGUAAUUUGCGCUUGUUUGGAGGUCUCCGGAGCUAUUAUUAAUUAUUUCGAUUCGAAUAUGAACCAUACACCGCCAGAUGAAGAGUUAGAAAGGAAAUAUAUGGAAACAAAAAAAGCAUAUAAUUCACUCAAUAAUGUGAUUCAAAAGAUGAAAAGUGAUUAUGAGUCAGAGAUGAUUAAAAAAAAAUCGACACUAGAAGAAACAACAUCAUCUCUCAUUGCUUCCAGGUCAAAAAUAUCUUUUCUAGAGAAGGAAAACAAAUUGCUUCGCGAUGAACUGGAAUCUACAAAGCUUACUGUAUCACAAGUGCAAAAAUCUCUGGAGAUUGCUAAUGAAUGGAACCAGGAGCUUACAAAGCGUGUUGGUGAAAUGAAGAAGGAGCUGAGUGAGAACUUGAUCAACAAGGAUAAUUACAUCGAUAAACGUAUUCUAGUGCAAAUGCUAAAGCGUGGAUCUGAAUCCAGCAAAAACGUGCAAACAGAUGAGAUUAUCGAAAUACUGUGCAGUAUACUUGGCAUUGAUAUGAAUGAAAAUAGGAGGUCGUUGACUUCUGAGUUUUUGGAUUUCCUUAAUAGAGAAGCGGGGAACGAAUCGCCAAAUGAUAAUAAUAUAAGUGAAUAA